Messenger RNA from Theobroma cacao (cacao), 1434 nucleotides. RefSeq names its product amino acid transporter AVT1I-like. Gene Ontology annotation, biological process: amino acid transmembrane transport. Lineage: Eukaryota; Viridiplantae; Streptophyta; Magnoliopsida; Malvales; Malvaceae. The record is from RefSeq and is a predicted model, not a curated record. Gene Ontology annotation, molecular function: L-amino acid transmembrane transporter activity. Gene Ontology annotation, cellular component: vacuolar membrane.
GUAUGGCCAAUUACAUGCAUUGAAAUUAGAAACCUGGCCACUAGUUCUAAGUUGUAAGCUUCCAGUCAAGCUCACUCUGACAUUGGCACUGACGUGCAGCAUGCAUCCUUCUAAAGCCUUAUUACUCACCUGUUUCUAAAAUUGUUUUCUCCAACUGUACGUUCUUCUAUUUUUACUAGGUAGAAAUCAUGGCAAAUGAGUUAAGAACUCCGCUAACUCAAACCACCACAGGUUCCAGUUUUAUAAAGGCAUGCUUCAAUGGAACGAAUGCUUUCCUUGGAAUCGGUCUUUUAACAGUGCCUUAUGCACUUGCAAGUGGAGGUUGGUUGAGUUUAUUUUUCUUUUUCUUGAUUGGUAUCAUGACCUUUUAUACUGGCAUUCUCCUGAAGAAGUGCAUGGAUGCUAAUCCUUCUAUCAAAAGUUACCUUGACAUAGCUGAGCAUGCAUUUGGAAAAAAAGGAAGAAUUCUAGUCAUGAUUAUCAUGAAUUCGGAGCUGUACCUCGUAGCAAUAGGGCUUCUGAUACUAGAAGGGGACAAUUUACACAAAUUAUUUCCAAAAUUCAUGGUCAAGCUUGGAACAAUUUUAGUAGAUGGAAGGCAGGCAUUUGUUGUAUUAACAGCUCUAGUUAUAUUGCCCUCAAUGCUGCUAACUGACUUGAGCAUACUAUCCUAUGUAUCUGCAACUGGGGUAUUUUCUUGCCUUCUCAUUUUUGGAUCAACUUUGUGUGUUGGAGCAAUUGGUGGUGUCGGGUUUAAUGCAAGAGGAAAAUUGUUGAACAUGAAUGGGAUUCCUACUGCAGUUAGUUUGUAUAUAGUGUGCUUUGCUGGCCAUCCGGUGAUCCCAUCUAUAUACACUUCAAUGCGAGACACACACCAGUUCAGUAAGGUGUUGCUGUUUAGUUUCGUCCUUACAACAAUUACCUAUGCCUCAACUGCCAUGGUCGGAUACCUCAUGUACGGUGAUGGUGUGGAAUCGCAGAUUACACUGAAUUUACCAACAAGAGAAGUUGCUGCAAAAGUUGCAAUAUACACCACUUUACUCAUCCCAGUUACCAGAUAUGCUUUGAUGGUAACCCCUGUUGCAACAGCUAUUGAAGGUGGGCUAUCAGAAAAUCUCAAAAAUUGGAGAGCAGUGAAGUUGUUUAUUAGGAUAGCAUUGCUGGUUAGCACAACUAUUGUGGCCUUUGUAUUUCCUUAUUUUGAGAACCUGAUGGCCAUUGUGGGAUCAAUAUUUGUGGUUUUAGCUUCAUUUGUUCUACCUUGCUUGUGCUACUUAAAAGCUUCUGGUUCCUAUCAGAGUUGGAGCUGCAAGCUAAUAUGCAUUGUUGGAAUUAUUGUAUUUGGAACCAUUGCGGGAGUUCUAGGAACUUAUUCCUCCAUAUCAGAACUUGUACAUGAUAUGUAGAUAAUCUACAUCAUAUUUUUCAUUGUUA